CCGAUAAUUUUACUCAUGCUUCCUAGAAAAAGUCUAUAAAAUCUCAGCGGGAGAAGGUAGAAUAGAAUAAACUAUCUACUUCUCUAUCGUCAAUUUUGAUCACAAAAUGACAGAAUCUGAAUCCAUGCUACUCUCAAGAAAGCUACAAGGCAAAGUUGCUAUAGUCACCGGUGGAGCCAGCGGCAUUGGGGAGGCGACUGCACGUCUCUUCAUUGAACACGGUGCACGAGCGGUGGUGAUUGCUGAUAUUCAAGAUGAGAAAGGCCAAAGUGUGGUGAAAUCCAUUGGCCUAGAUCGGUGCAGCUACGUGCACUGUGAUGUUAGCAAUGAAGAACAAGUCAAAGCCAUGGUGGAUUGGACCAUCCAAAAAUACGGUCAGCUCGAUAUCAUGUUUAGUAAUGCUGGAAUGGUUAGUAGUUCCAAUCAAACAAUCCUCGACCUCGAUUUUUCACAAUUUGAUCGGGUUAUCCAAGUCAACAUGCGAAGCAUGGCCAUGUGUGUCAAGCACGCUGCACGAAAAAUGGUGGAGCACAAGAUUAGAGGGGCCAUUGUUUGUACCGCGAGUGUAGCUGCCACUAUUGGUGGGCCGAACCAUACCGAUUACACCAUGUCAAAGCACGCGGUGUUGGGGUUGGUCAGGUCUGCCAGCCAGCAGUUGGGAUUACACGGGAUUAGGGUUAAUUGCGUGUCACCAUCUGCUGUGGUUACGCCCUUGGCUGCGAAAAUUGGGCUGGCCAGCGACGAAGACGUGGAAAACAUCCUCGGGCCAUUGACUAGCUUAAAAGGGGUCACGUUAACGGCUAGGCAUGUCGCCGAAGCCGUAUUAUUUUUAGCUUCGGACGACUCGGCUUUUGUGACGGGGCAUAAUUUGGUGGUCGAUGGUGGGUUGAUCAGUCUUCCUUUCCUAAACACUUCAUGAAUGUCAGAAUAAAUGAUCCAAUAACCAGCAAUGAAAUUACAAUAAACGAAGCAAAAACCAAGGGAUACACGUACAAUAAAUCUCUAUAUAAGUGUCUGGUUGGGAUCGUAUGAAAUCUAUCAAUUAAGUGAUAUAACGAUUGAUUGAUAGACUAAUCCUUAUUAGUUUUUGAAGAUAUUAAAUGGGUUUGUAUUUUAAUA
Molecule: messenger RNA, 1119 nt
Organism: Olea europaea var. sylvestris
Lineage: Eukaryota; Viridiplantae; Streptophyta; Magnoliopsida; Lamiales; Oleaceae
Product: (-)-isopiperitenol/(-)-carveol dehydrogenase, mitochondrial-like
Exons: 1
Coding region: 107-919 (270 amino acids)
Molecular function (GO): oxidoreductase activity
Source: RefSeq, a predicted model, not a curated record